Misgurnus anguillicaudatus (oriental weatherfish) is the source of this 8004-nucleotide messenger RNA. Its product is annotated as NLR family CARD domain-containing protein 3-like. Lineage: Eukaryota; Metazoa; Chordata; Actinopteri; Cypriniformes; Cobitidae. The record is from RefSeq and is a predicted model, not a curated record. Gene Ontology annotation, molecular function: protein binding.
CACUUGCUCUGUGGGAAUGAUGAAGACUACUAAUGGGUCAGUGGGCAUUAUAGUGGCUCUGUGGGCGAUGAGGAAGACUAUGAAGAAGGUUUAAUUGGCAUCUGGGCAUAAUAGGGCUUUUACGGCCUCAAUGAACAACAAUAAUAGGUAAGUGGGUAAAAUAAUGCUUUGGUGGGCAGGGAGACAAGACCCCCAAUGCAAAUAAAGCCCCCAUGGACAAAAAAGGGCUUGGUGGUCUGCCACUACGUAGCCCACGGCUCAAGGGUGCCCCUGGUGGUGUCCAUUUCCCCAAUAGUGGGGGUCUUGGGGUCCUUCCUGGCGGGUAAGGGAAAAAUGACACGUAGCCAUCAAGUUAAAGGGCAAACGGGUGACCACGAAAGGGGAGCAAGCCAACGGACCCACUAAGUAGACAAUGGCAAUUUAUUUGAAUGGGCGAAAAUCCCACAAACCCCCUAAAUUCCCUACAUGCCAAACUAUUAUUUGAAUUGCAUUGGUGGUAUUUGAAUAUUUAGUAAAUUUAAAAGAAUGUACAGUUAACGUUUUACCUUUUCAAUCAGGGUAUCUUCAGUUCAUUCCAAAUAAAAAAAAGAAAAAUCAGUUUUUUUAUUAUCAUAUUGUAAUGCUGGGUUUGCAGAUAGGCAGAGGACCCAAGUGCAGUACAUUUAUUAAAGUAAAUCCAAAUCACAAACAAACAUAAUCCAAAACAGGAACAGGCAGAAACGGAACAGGCAGAAACAGAACAGGGAACAGGCAGAAACAACAGAACAGGAACCAACACGUUACAUUAGAUUUACAUUUAACAACCGACAUCUGACUAAGCAAACCCUGGGGUUAAAUACACAAAAUAAUAAAGGAGAACAAGACACACCCGGGGAACAAUCAGCACACAGACCAAUAAACACAAUAACUACUCAGGACUACAAAAAUGGAAUACACAGAUUAGGAUCAUGAGACAUAUCCAUCAUAAAAAAUAUGGAUUAAAAAAUGAAUUAAUAAAUGUUUCUAGAUUUUGUUUCUCAAUCUUACUUCUCUAAAACUAAAUUGUGAAAAAUUAAAUAAUCAAAAUCUUAAGCAAGGCACCAGAUGUGAUCAUCAACAUGACCUAUCCCAAAUGGGCGUACAAAAAUGCUCUGCAAGGAGUGUUCACAGAUUUGGCAAAGAACACAAUGUGAAAAGAUGCAGCAACGUUGAUGAUAGUCAUUUAGAUUUGGCAGUGGCCAGCGCAAUAAAUUAGAUAGAAAAAGCAACAUCUGAACUUCUGUCAUGAGCUCCAAAAACACAACAAGUCUCUCUGGAGAAACAGACACAAACACAAUGAACAGAGAAUCUGCUGAACCCAGCUGUGUGUCAAUGAAGAGUGAUGGAUCAAUAGUUCAUCCAGUUAACUUCAGUUCAGGAGACUCUGGUACAGAUGUGAGUAACACAACAGAUGAAACAAAAACCGUCAAAGGGAAACACAAAGACUCUGUUUUCCAGGAUCUUGAAGACAAAAUCAUCUCUCUGAUGAAGAAAGAGCUAAAGAUCUUCAAAAGACUACUGAGCUCAGAUUACCCAGCAUGCUCUGAGAUGGAGGAGGAGGAUGAGGAUCAGAUCAGAGUCAGAGUCAGAGAGGAGCUUCUGAAGAUCACACUGCACGUCCUGAAGAAGAUGAACCAGACAAGCCUCGCAGAUAAACUACAGACCAAACUUGCACCUUUGUGUGUGAAAAAACACAAAUCCAGACUAAAGGAGAAAUUCCAGAGAAUAAAUGAAGGAAUAUCAAGUCAAGGAAACUCAAGACUUGUGAAUGAGAUCUACACAGAGCUGUACAUCACAGAGGGAGGGGGUGAAGACCUCAAUAAUGAACAUGAGGUGAGACAAAUUGAGACAACAUCCAUAAGAUCAGAGACACAAGAAACACCAAUCAAAUGUAAUGACAUCUUUAAAGCUUUACCUGGACAAGACAAACACAUCAGAACUGUGCUGACUAAAGGAGUUGCUGGAAUUGGAAAAACCGUCUCUGUACAGAAGUUCAUUCUGGACUGGAGUGAAGGAAAAGCAAAUCAGGAUCUUCACUUCAUAUUUCCACUUCCAUUCAGAGAACUGAAUCUGAUAAAGAACACAAAUAUCAGUCUGAUGGAUCUUCUUCAUCAGUUCUUCAUAGAUACAAAAGAACUGAGAUCAAGAGACUUUGAUGUCUAUAAAGUUGUGUUUAUCUUUGAUGGUCUGGAUGAGUGUCGACUUCCUCUAGAUUGUUCAAACAAUCAGAGUUUGUUUGAUGUAAGAGAAAGAGUGUCAGUGGAUGUGCUUUUGACAAACCUCAUCAAGGGGAAUCUGCUACCUUCUGCUCUGAUCUGGAUAACAUCACGACCAGCAGCAGCCAAUCAGAUUCCUCCUGACUGUAUACAUCAGAUCACUGAUAUACGAGGAUUCAAUGAUCCUCAGAAGGAAGAGUAUUUUAUCAAGAGAAUAAAUGAUGAGAGUUUGUCCAACAGAAUCAUCAUACACAUCAAAUCAUCCAGGAGUUUGUACAUCAUGUGUCACAUCCCAGUCUUCUGUUGGAUUACAGCCACUGUUCUAGAGAGAAUGUUGAGUGAAUCAGAGAGUCAAGCAGAGAUCCCCAAGACUCUCACUCAAAUGUUUGCACACUUCCUGAUCUUUCAGACCAAACUGAAGAGCCAGAAAUAUGAUGAGAAAUGUGAGGUAGAUCUUCAACAGGUUAGCAAGAGUCUUUUGUCACUGGGAAAACUGGCUUUUCAACAGCUGGAAAAAGGAAAUCUGAUCUUCUAUGAGGAGGAUCUGAGAGAGUGUGACAUUGAUGUCAGAGAAGCUUCAGUGUACUCAGGAGUUUGUACUCAGAUCUUCAGAGAGGAAUUUGGACUGAACCUGGGGAAGGUCUACAGCUUUGUGCAUCUGAGCAUUCAGGAGUUUCUCGCUGCUUUAUUUGUCUUUCUUACAUUUUCUCCAGAUUUAUCAAGAUCAACUAUGACUGUUUUACUGAAGAGUGAAGUGGACAAAGCCUUGCAGAGUGAGAACGGACACCUGGACCUUUUCCUCCGAUUCCUUCUGGGUCUCUCACUGGAGUCCAAUCAGAUGAUCUUACGAGAUCUACUGACACAGACAGGAAGAAGAUCUGACAGCAGACAGGAAAUAGUUGAGUACAUUAAGAUGAAGAUCAGAGAGAAUCAAUCUCCAGAGAAAUCCAUCAAUCUGUUUCACUGUCUGAAUGAACUCAAUGAUCAAACUCUAGUGAACGAGGUACAAACAUAUCUGAGCAAAAGACAGCUGUGGUGUCUCUUUGGAGUAAGUCUCUCUCCCUCUCAGUGGUCAGCUGUGGUGUUUGUGUUACUGAACUCAGAUCAGAAGCUGGAUAAGUUUGAACUGAAUAAAUAUGAUAGAUCAGAUGAAUGUCUUCAGAGGCUGUUGCCAGUAAUCAAAUCAUCCAGAAAAGCUCAUCUGAUGAGCUGUAAUCUGACAGAGAAAAGUUGUUCACAGUUGAGUUCAGUUCUCAUCUCAAACUCCUCAAGUCUGACAGAACUGAACCUGAGUGGAAAUAAACUGCAGGAUUCAGGAGUGAAGCUUCUUUCUGAUGGACUGAAGAAUACAAACUGUAAACUCGAGAUAUUAAAUCUGUGGUCCUGCAGUAUUGGAGAUGAAGGUUUUGUUGCUUUGGCCUCAGCUCUGAGAUCGAACCCAUCACACCUGACUGAACUCAAUCUGAGUUAUAAUAAUUUAGGAGAUUUAGGAGUGAAGCUGAUCUCUGAUCUACUGAAGGAUCCACACUGUAAACUACACAAACUUCACCUAAGGUUCUGUAAUCUGACAGAGAAAAGUUGUUCAUCAUUGAGUUCAGUUCUCAGCUCAAAUUCCUCAAGUCUGACAGAACUAAAGCUGAGUGAAAAUACACUGCAGGAUUCAGGAGUGAAGCUUCUCUCUGAUGGACUGAAGAAUACAAACUGUAAACUGAAGAUAUUACAUCUGAGGUUCUGUAAUCUGACAGAGAAAAGUUGUUCAUCAUUGAGUUCGGUUCUCAGCUCAGACUCCUCAAGUCUGACAGAACUUAUCCUGAGUCGCAAUGAACUACAGGAUUCAGGAGUAAAGCUUCUCUCUGAUGGACUAAAGAAUACAAACUGUAAACUGAAGAUAUUACAUCUGAGUUGGUGUAAUCUUACAGAGAAAAGUUGUUCAUCAUUGAGUUCAGUUAUCAGCUCAAACUCCUCAAGUCUGACAGAACUGAACCUGAGUGACAAUGAUCUGCAGGACUCAGGAGCGAAGCUUCUCUCUGAUGGACUGAAGAAUACAAACUGUAAACUCAAGAUAUUACAUCUGGAGCACUGCAGUAUUGGAGAUGAAGGUUUUGUUGCUUUGGCCUCAGCUCUAAGAUCAAACCCAUCACACCUGACUGAACUCGAUCUGAAGUUUAAUAAUCCAAGAGAUUCAGGAUUGAAGCUGAUUUCUGAUCUACUGAAGGAUCCACACUGUAAACUACACAAACUAGAUAUUAAGUCUCGACUGUUUUAGUUUCCUACGAGAGCAUACAUAUGACAGAUCAAACAACAGACUUCAGUUCUGCUUACUGCCUUCUACUGGACAAAUAGCAGCAAGACAUCAGAGGUUAACAAGAGGAACGUCUGUUAUGGUGUUGUCAUAUGACAAGUUUUGAGCGGUGUCAACAGUGGCGGCUGGUGCAAAAAUGGGAGGGCGCACAAACAAACUUAAAAUCAAACUUUUACUGUAGUAAUACAGGACUGUAAAAAGCCAUUUAUCAGGUGACAAUGUAUCAUUACUGCUUAGCUAAAAUGUUGAAAAUGUUACUGUUGAAGUCAACUAAAGCAUGAAAAAAAUUACUAUGUAAAUUUGAGUAUAAUGUGGGUUUAUCAUCAGUAAUGAACUAAUCAAGGUAAUAAUUCAAACACACACACAGAGACAAACAAAUACAGCAGAGGUUGAGUUAAACUUUUUCAAUCUUCGUCAUUUUUUGACGAACAACGUUUUAAAGAUUCCGUCAUAGUCAAUUAUUAUCUGUCGUUUCAUGUUUUAAUGAUACUAAUUGUUUUCGUUCACAUUUCUUAUCAUGAACUUACAAGACGAGCAUACAAGUUUAAAUGUAUUUAUUUGUGAAAAAGACAACGGAUGAAUGUGCAUCACUUUUUCAUGUUUAACAUCAUGAUGCAGAUGAAUUAAUCCUUUUAUCUCACAAUAGUCCCUUUCACACAUACAGUCUUUACUGGUAAUUUACUGGUAAAUUGCAGUUAACAUGUCAUGUGUGAACAGAACCUUUCCGGUAAAUCAGUGCUCCCAAUUUACCAGUAAGACAGGUUGUAAGAUUAACGGUAAUUUACCGGUAAGCGCUGUGUGUGAACGAAAAAUAUAGCAAUACCGGCAUUUAGAACGGAUGACGUCAGACCGCGCUGACAGAUCGGGCGGGCCAAUCAGAAAGUUUUUUAUACAGGUGACGCGGUUUCCCCCAGACUGUUUACGGACGUUUCCACACACAUGUUGCUUAAAAGUCGAGCACACCUGAAGUUAACAUCCACAUUUCUUCACCAAAGUUGUUUAAAACAGCCAGGGCCGCCUUAACCUAAUGUGAGGCCCCGGGGCUAAGAGGUUUUGUAGGCCCUCCUUCCCCUCGAUUUAUAGUCUAAUUUUUUUUUUUAAGUGUAAUAUCUAGGUAAUCUACAUCACAAAAUGCAUUAGUUUCUUUCGAGACAUACAACAGUGAGUUUUCCCUCUUUGAGCCAGAAAACACCAUAAUAUUGUUAUUAACAUAUCACUGAGCCCACUUGAGCAUAAACACAAGACCCUUUUUUUCACAACCACACACAACAACAUGUGGUGAUAAUAAAACCAAAAUGUGUGAAAGUAUAUAUGUUUAUAAGCUUUAUAUUUAUAUAGUUUUUGGAAUAUACAAAUUUGCAGAAAAUUGCCACUCAUAACUAAAUGCUCACCACAGUUUUAAAAAUAUAAUAAGUUAAAGUUAGUUUUAAAGUAAAAAUGCAUUAAUGAUAACAAAAGAUAAGUCUUUACAGACAGAAUCUUGUUUUUUAAUCAGUUUAUUUUGUAGGAUAUUGAAGAUAUAGUAUGCAUUGUAUUUAGUAUUUAUGCAUACAUAAGCAUGUAAAACGACCAAGUAUGAAUAUGCACAAGACAGACAGGGAACAUACCUGUAUAUAAGAUCUUUAGAUAAUGAGAUUAUAAUGGUGCUAUCAGGGGAUGAUCAUUUGAGAUGGUCUUGUCGCUCUUUACUUUCUUAGACUUGCACCUUUACCGUUGCGUCUCUUUCUCGUCUUUCUAAACCAACAGAUGUGUGUACUGUGAGCUAACGUCGCGUCAAACUACAUCGCUCCAGCUGCGCACGCGUCACUGAUAUAAACGCAAGUAAACUUAAACUUUAUAACAACUAACAGCAUUAUGUGCGGGAACUCCUUUCUUAAUUUAGCGGCACAGUUUCUUGUGCACGUUUGGAGAGACUUCUGCAUGCCAGAGACAGAACACACCCUCUGCUUUCAAACAAACAAACAAAACGGGGAAAAACGUUUCAUUAUACAUUUACUUUUUCUACUUAAUUUAACCACUGAAAUAAGGAUAUUUCUCUUCAAAAAUACAACAUUUUGAGCAAAAAGCUUAAAAAAUUGCGUUUUUGUAAAGGAAUUUAUGUUAGAUAUCAGACUCAGAAUGACUAUCAAACAUAAAGGCAGUUAAAAUAAAUCAUUCAAUCUUUUUAACUUCUGUUUUUGAUAAAUUCGGUUUGGCGCCAUCUGGUGGAUAAAAGCUGUAUUACACUUUCACUUUGAAAUUCGUCCAGAAAGGCAUAUUUAUUAGUUAAAUAUAAACUCAUAAAUGACGAGAUAACUCGUCAAUGGCGGUGAAUGAGUUUAUAUAGUUUAAAAGUCUAAACAAUUAGCUGGUUAAUGUAACGUUAGAAAAAAUGUCACUUAGCUUAUAUAUGGUAAUACGUUACCAGCGAAAAUCGAUUCCAAUAACUCCAAAGCAGAGCAUGCCAGCACGUGCGUCUUCCAUUGACACGAUCUUCUUCUUCUUCGUUUGGUUUAAUGGCCGGUUGCGAAUCAACUUUAAAGGUGAAUACCGCCACCUACUGUGAUGGAGCGUGAAAAUAUGAUCUACCGCUUCGAUCGCCAUUUAAUAAGCUGGCUAUAGAAAAUUCAUUGCAUUCUACUGCUUGUAAUUCUUCCUUUAAAAUCCUUCUUUCUAUUUCAUAUGCCUUACAUAUCUUUAAAACAUGCUCUACAUUUUCUUCUGUUAAACAAACAUCACAAUGGCCUGUUUUGUGUUUCCCUAUAAUGUCUAAUGUAUGAUUUAGAUUUCGUAGAUGUGUAAAAAAGUUGUUUUUUAUUUUGCAUUUUUAACCUUCUAAUAGUGUCUUCCAGUUUGACAUGAAUCCCAAACUGUUUGCCAUUUCGUAUUACAUUACAUCUAUUGCUUCUAAAAUUAAAAGUUUUCCUUCUGAUCUACUGAGUGUAAUAUUUAUAUUUGGUUCUGCCAUAUGAAUUGAUGCUUUGGCAAUGUUGUCUGCUUCCUCAUUACCCUGUUUACCCACAAGUUUUAAAUUUACAUUUUAAAUUUAAGUUUAUAUUCAUCUGUUGUAUUAUAUUCAAACUGUUAAACCUAAUCAUGAUUUCAAUAAAAUGUUGGUUCAAUUAAAAUCCAUUGAUUGGAAACUCAAAAGGACAUUGAAUUAGAACAUAUGAGUACUUUAUCAGGUCUAACUUCAUACACCCACUUUAGUGCCAUUAAAAUAGCUUUCAUUUCUGCGGUGUAUACUGAUGCACCAUCUGUUAUCAUACUGUAUCUGCUUUUCUCACAUCAGUCUCUGGAACAAACAAUGCAGCCCCUGUCCUUCAGUAUUUAACUUUUUCAUCCAUCUGUAUAAAUUUGAAGAAAUGAAUAAUAUGCAUUUUUAAUAUAAUUAUCUACAUAUGUAAUUAAACUGGCCUUUUCAUUCAUUUCCCUUCUGUUCUCAUGUUGUUUGUAUGUUUCUGGCUGGUCUAUUAUCCAGGAUGGAAU